CUCUGUCGCCGGCCGGGGGUAGCUGCGCCCCUCUCAGUCGGCGGCGCUUGGUGUCGCCCGGGAGAACCAGGUCAUCGGUCCGUUCCCGUGAAAACAAAAACAAUCGGCGGCGCCGCGGCGGGCGGCGGGACGCAGCGAGCCGGGGACGCGGAGCCGGGUUGGGGCCGGGCGAGCGGGAGCGGCGGCGCGGAGCACCCCGGGGGCCAUGGGGCAGGCGGGCACACGCUGCGCGGGGCUGCCCCGGCGCCGCGGCUAACGCGCCCGCGCCGCUCGCCUUGGGGGACGAGGAGCAGCAGGACGCGGCCUCGGCUGGGCCCGGGCCGGACGGCAGCGAACACCCGGGCGCCGGCGAGCCGAGCGCCGCCUCCGGCAUGGAUCAGUGCGUGACGGUGGAGCGCGAGCUGGAGAAGGUGCUGCACAAGUUCUCCGGCUACGGGCAGCUGUGCGAGCGCGGCCUGGAGGAGCUCAUCGACUACACCGGGGGCCUCAAGCACGAGAUCCUGCAGAGCCACGGCCAAGAUGCUGAAUUAUCAGGGACACUUUCACUUGUUUUGACACAGUGCUGUAAGAGAAUAAAGGAUACUGUUCAAAAAUUGGCCUCAGACCACAAAGACAUCCACAGCAGUGUUUCUCGGGUUGGAAAAGCCAUUGAUAAGAAUUUUGAUUCUGACAUCAGCAGUGUGGGAAUCGAUGGCUGCUGGCAGGCGGACAGCCAGAGGCUUCUCAACGAGGUGAUGGUGGAGCACUUCUUUCGGCAAGGCAUGUUGGACGUAGCUGAGGAGCUCUGCCAGGAAUCUGGUCUUUCUGUAGACCCAAGUCAGAAAGAACCAUUUGUGGAGUUAAAUCGAAUAUUAGAAGCAUUAAAAGUCAGAGUUCUGAGACCUGCUCUGGAGUGGGCAGUAUCAAACCGUGAAAUGCUCAUAGCCCAAAACAGCUCCUUGGAGUUCAAGCUGCACCGACUCUACUUCAUUAGCUUGUUAAUGGGUGGAACUACAAAUCAGCGAGAGGCGCUGCAAUAUGCCAAGAACUUCCAGCCAUUUGCCCUAAAUCAUCAAAAAGACAUUCAGGUUUUAAUGGGAAGCCUUGUGUACCUGAGACAAGGGAUAGAGAACUCACCUUACGUUCACCUGCUCGAUGCAAACCAGUGGGCUGACAUCUGUGACAUCUUCACGCGGGACGCCUGUGCCCUCCUAGGGCUGUCUGUGGAGUCCCCACUCAGUGUCAGUUUCUCAGCAGGUUGUGUGGCGCUGCCAGCUUUAAUUAACAUCAAAGCUGUGAUUGAACAGAGGCAGUGCACUGGCGUUUGGAACCAGAAAGACGAAUUACCUAUUGAAGUGGACCUUGGUAAAAAAUGCUGGUAUCACUCUAUAUUUGCCUGCCCCAUUCUUCGUCAGCAAACGACAGAUAACAAUCCACCCAUGAAGCUGGUCUGUGGUCAUAUCAUAUCAAGAGAUGCCCUGAAUAAAAUGUUUAAUGGGAGCAAAUUAAAAUGUCCAUAUUGCCCAAUGGAACAAAGUCCAGGAGAUGCCAAACAGAUAUUUUUCUGAAGAAAUAAUUUUAGUUUGCAAUUUGUCUUGGUAGCCCUAUCCUCUGAAAUCUGCCUUCAGGACCUGGCUGUCUCUUGCAACUUCGCCUGUCAUUGCAGACACAGUGUUUUGUGUGUGUGGACUAAUGUGCACCAGCAUCAAGCAUUGUGUAUCUGGAAGGGAAGAAGCAUGUUCCAGUCCUAAAGUGCAGUCACCUAACCCAUCACUAUUGAAGUCCUUCAAGUUAGAAGCUAGCAGAAUUUCUGUAGCACGGGAUCUGAUUGCCAUUUUCAUUUCUGAAUAGUUUCCUGUCCAGUGCCUCUCUUCUGUGACAUGGAUCAUCUCAUUGACUGAACGCCUGUGUAGUGCUCUUGUGGAUACAGAUAAUGGACUUUUUCUCUUGUGAGGGAUCUUCAUUUAAUCCACUGUCCAGAAAUAGCUGUGUGUACCACCAGUCCUCCUCUGGAUGCUAUGCUAACACAGAAAAGACCACCUCUAUGGAGAGAAUUCUGACUUAACCCCAUGGUUACUUUGUUAUGAAAGAAUGUUACAUGGAAACCACCAAAUAUUCUGCAGCUUUAUUUCAUCUGCCAUGGAGCUGAACCAUCCAGACCAAGAUACUUUGAUGAGAAAAUGGAAUAAGCAGAAAACACAGAUGCAAAGAGGAAUGUGACACUUCUCAUUCUAAACCACAGAUGGGUUUAUUUUUAGGGAGGGGGUCAGUGAGCUAGGUGCUCGAUUGAUGGACCAUUGGCAGCGUUUGCAGUGAUCCCUGAGCCUGGCUGGCUACCCCUGAGGGUUUCCCUGUGAGAGCUGGAGUUGGUUUGUGAGGGAAGUGAGGACGGCAGGGGAGUGCUGCUUGGCAGCCAUGGGGAGGCAGCCCUCCACGGGGUUGUGAUGAGCCUGGCUCAGAGAACCGGCUUUGUCCUUGCCUCAUUCUGGCUCUUUUCUGUCACCUGUUUGCUUUUCACCAUUGGAACCCUCUGAAUAGGCACUGAAGGAGGAAAGCUGAGACAGGCUCCUAGACUGCUUAGAGAGUUCCAGGCCACACUCUGGGUCACAGGUGUAAACUGGCUUACUAUAUAGAUUUAUGUUUUCAUUAAACCUUUGGAAGUAUCUUUUUGAAACAAAAGUUUUUCUUCCUUGGGUCAAAUGGAGCUUUAUUUGCAACUCAUUCUCAUUUUCCGCCUCAAGACACCUAUGUAACACUUGUUAGGUGUCUCCAAUGUUUGAAUGAUACACAUGCUCUGAGACGGGGGCAGAUCACUGGCAGGCAUUCACUUGACAACAGUUGGAGCUUGUGCCACUCUAAGGACAAAAGCCAGAAUUCUGCUGUGUCCCCUGCCCAGCAAUGGGAGCCCUAUUGACAGUCUUCUGUGCAACUCAUGAAAUCUUGAAAAGGAUGCGCUCUUCCUAAAGUUUCUGUCUCCAGGACUUGCUGCGAAAGGUCCUGUCAAGUCCACAGGGCGGGGGGGGAAGGCCAACAUGUGACACCCUCUUGAUCUGACGAUUGUAAUGUGAAAAUUGUGCUGUAUACCCUCUAAGUACAUGGACUUAAAAUCUAUUGGAGACUAAAUGUGCAGGGGAGGUGAAUUUGAAGAGAGGCCAGGCUUUAACAAAGAUGGCACAGGGUAACAUUUUGCUUUCUGCUUAGAAACACCUUAACAGACGGUGGGGCUCCCAGCCAGCUAGGCGUCUUAGGCACAGGAAGAUGCUGGAAACUCCUGGGAGCUCUGCCUCUUCUUGUAGGAGACAGUGGUAGAGAUGUGAUUAAUGAUAAAUACAUGCUGGGAAGAGUUUCCACUUAUCAAUACUGGACAAAAUUCAUAGGGGACUAUGCUAAACCCAUGAGGUCUCUCUCUCCAAUCUUUAGAUUGUGACCUAGCCAGAGCUACUGUGUUGUCAGGUACAGUCUUUAGACUUCUAGGGUUGUCCUCCUUCCAUCUUUUCUUCUUUUUAGGAGUGAUGAUCCACAGAUUCCAUUUCUGUUUUAUCGGUGAUUAAUUAUAUGAGACUUUAAAAUUAAAUAUUCAUAAAUGAACGGGUAUUGAUGUCUCUUAAUGUAGAAACUUUCUAAGAGACACCUCAUAUGCAUAGGGUGUGUAUUAUGUGUGUGUGUGCCCGUGCGUGCGCAUUUAACCACAACUAUGGAAGUUUAUGAAGUCGAUCUUUUGUUGUGAAUUUUCUGUAGCAGCUAAAACCCACACCAGGUUCUGUGGGCAGUGAGGAUCCUUGUUUUUCUCUUCAGUGAUCCCAGAGGUUUCACAGGUUGAGUUCAGUGUUUUUUUAUGCCGCAAGCAGCUAUUUCAUUGUGAUCAAGCAGCUAUUUCAUCAGUGAUGACAGCCUUUGGGACCGUGGGUAUUGCAAAAAAAAAAAAAAACAAGAGCUCUUCGUUAUUCGCACAAGACAAGCUGCUGAUAGAAUACGUUUAGCCUCUGGUUUUCCAGUUUGACCUCUGAUAAAGUGGACUGACAGCCAAGCUGGCCAAUCUGCUGGUCAGCCGACUCAGGUUAUUUUCAGGGAAGGUAUGGAGGCAUGGUUUGGUUAGUUUUAUCCCUAGGGAAGUAUAAGGUAAAGACACAAACCAAAUACCUUUUGUUAGCUAUGUGUACAUUACCUUGGGUAACACUAGAAUGCUGUGGUCCCAACAGGGUGUUACUGGUGAGGGACACUGGGAGGUUUGGAAUUGUGUAGGCCUGUCCUACAAUGGCAGGUUUCAUGUGGUACUCUAGUGUUCACUAUAAGCAGGUACAAACUUCAUGAACUUUUCUGACCGAACUCUAAUUGAAUAGAUACCAAAAAAUAGCAUGACAAGUGUGUUUUAAUAGCAGACGAGGCGUUCAUUUUAGGGUGGAUUUUCCACGCUUGACUUGACUUCAAGACAUGGCAAGAGCCACAAAAUUCUGUUUAUCAAGACAUUCGCACCACAGUUAGAAACCGUGGUGGACACACACUUCAAUGACUUGCAAAGAGGCACAAGCAGCUGGAACUGGUUUCCACCACACACCCUGUUUCACACUGUGGGUGAGGACCUGCACUCCCGUGUUUUCCGCCAUCAAUUAACCAUCUCCAGCGAGGCUGGAGUUUUCACUAGGAGUUAGUGCCUGAUUGGGGGGGGGGGGGGGGGGGAGGGGGGGGGGGGGGGGGGGCAACAGGAGAAGGAAGCAGGAGUGAGUAUGCCUGUCUGAAGUUCACCAUGACCCCCACCUGUCUUGCAGAGAACAGGUGUCUGCCGUGUUUUGCCCUAACUGCCGUGUGCAUGUAUUUUCCCCUAAUCCAUGUUUUCUACACUCACACUAAAAGGAUUCAUCCAAUCAUCUGGUUCAGAUGGCUCAGGAUUGUAUUUCUUUGGCUUACCCUGUGCUCUUGGGUUUGAUAGUAUUUCUAUAAUUAUGUAACAAGAAUAGUGUUGCACUGUAAUCUAUCAUAUAGAGCUAUAUGUAUGGAAAUUUUGAUCAGCUUUUUUUUUUAAGAAAUGUAUCCUGUUUGCAAAGGCACAAUAAAGUUGCAUCUUAUAGACUAUAGGCAAUAAAGCUAACAAUAAACCUUAUUUAACACAAA
Messenger RNA from Ochotona curzoniae (black-lipped pika), 5088 nucleotides. RefSeq names its product required for meiotic nuclear division 5 homolog A (gene RMND5A). The transcript is spliced from 10 exons. Gene Ontology annotation, molecular function: protein binding; ubiquitin protein ligase activity. Gene Ontology annotation, cellular component: cytoplasm; nucleus; GID complex. Lineage: Eukaryota; Metazoa; Chordata; Mammalia; Lagomorpha; Ochotonidae. Bases 372 to 1547 code for a protein of 391 amino acids. The record is from RefSeq and is a predicted model, not a curated record. Gene Ontology annotation, biological process: proteasome-mediated ubiquitin-dependent protein catabolic process.